Molecule: messenger RNA, 1944 nt
Organism: Oryza brachyantha (malo sina)
Lineage: Eukaryota; Viridiplantae; Streptophyta; Magnoliopsida; Poales; Poaceae
Exons: 5
Coding region: 380-1453 (357 amino acids)
Source: RefSeq, a predicted model, not a curated record
CCACAGCCGCUCGAUAUCCCGAGCCGUCGUUGGACAUUCUCCCCCCUCCAUUCCCACGCCGCUUCCCCUCCUCCGUCCAUCCAAUUUCCGGCGGAUAAUAUAUCUCAUCUGAUACUUCGCGGUUUGCUUUCCUGGGUCCCCUUCCGCUCACGCUCACGCAGACGAGACGAGGAGAGGAGAGGAGGGCAGUACUACUAGUGCCGGAGGCGGGGAGGGGAGCCAUCACCUGGCCUGUACGUGCCGCUGGCUAGCUAUUAUUGUUUCUUCCCCGCGCGGCAAUUCCUGGCCACCGCCGCGCCGUCCUAUAUUACCCCUGCGCGAGAGUGGGUGUUCCGUCCACGCUUGCAGCCGCGGUGGGGGUUUCUGUUUCGUGGUCUCAAUGGCGGGGCAGUGCACCCCUGGGGGCGCGGAGGAGCUGUGGCUCCCGGAUGAGUUCUUGGACGACGACUUCUUCACCGUGGAGGAGAAGGCGGCCGUGGCGGCGAAGAGCGAGAGUGAUGAGGAAGACGGGUUGGAUGGCCUCCUCGCUGGCGACGGUGGAAAGGGAACUGCUUCCAAGGUGGAGGUGAUGGCGGGGUCGCCGCAGUCGACGCUGUGCGGGCUGGCGGCUUCCGGGGAGGAUAGCCCCAACGGCGGAGCGUCGCAGGUCAGCUCGCCGCCGUCCUCGCCGCUGGAGCAGCCACCGACCGACCCUUGGGACCUGCUGUCCGAGGCUGCCGGGCAAGUUGCUCGCCUGCGCAUGGCCAGCAUCCCUGUGCCCCACAAGCCCCAUGCGGACACCGGCCAUGGCCAUUUUGUCCCACCUGCAAGGAAGCCCUUAGCGCCGUCUCAAGCCCAGAAGACCGCCGCCUUCCAGUACGCGCCCAACAGCAUGCUCACUCAACGCCAGGUUCAAGUCGCCCAUUUCCACCUCCUGAAGCAGAGGCAGCUAUUGAAGCAACAACGGGAGCAACAGCUCGCCGCGGCAGCAGCGGCGGCGUGGGGUACGCACCGCACCGGCGUCGGCAUGCUGCACGGUAUGAACUCGUCCGGCUGGCCACAGCUGCAGAAGCCCCAGCAGCAGGCCACGUCCGGAGCCGGCAUGCGCGCUGUGUUCCUCGCCCCUCCCGGCGGCAAACCGGAACGCACGGGUACCGGCGUGUUCAUCCCCCGCCAGGCCGGCGCCUCCGCCGAGCCAAAGAAAAAGCCAAGCUGCUCCACCGUCCUUCUGCCGGCGCGCGUCGUGCAGGCCCUCAACCUCAACGUCGACGAUCUCGGUGCCCGUCCUUGCUUCCCCGGUGGUUUCGUUCUCGACCACGAGGCUCUGGUCAGUCGGAGCAACGCCAUGCUAGCCAGCCAGAAGCGGGUGCAACACCACCUGCACGCGGCCGCCGCCGCCACAGCCGCCGCGCCGUUGACGACGGCGCUCGCCGCUGCACGCGAGGUGAAUCUUCCCCAGGAAUGGACGUACUGAACGUCGGAUCCACUCUGACGAUGCUCCGUUGGUCCGUUUUAACCCCAAGUUUAAUGGAUUAUAUUUAAGAGUUAUUACUGCUACUAUUAUUAGUGCUAGGUAGGUGUUAGGCUAGAAUUAGGAGGCAUUUGGCAGUAGCAUCAGCGUUAGGUGUUCUUUUGUAUGGUGAUAUAUUGGUUAUUUUGGAGGGUGGGUGAUGGAUGCAGAUCAACAAAUGAGAAAUACAUGGCUUUCGUAGGUUGUUCAUGGUUGACGGUGAUAUAUCUGGGAGAAAUAAUAAGUGUUAUUUUGAAGAAUUGAAUGGUAUGCUAGGCAUAGCUCCAGUAGGUUGAUGAUUGGGAAGAAAUCAUAAGAUGUUUCAAAUGUUGUAAGAAAGAAAUAAGAGCUUCGUAUUUCCUUAACUUUGCAUUGGCUUAUUGGGCUCUGCCUCAUCAGUCUCGGCUUGCCUCUGUCUAAAAUAUAUUGCUUCAAGAGUAAGGAACUGACAUGGA